UUAGAAGCAAGAAAUGGAAAAAGAAGUGAAGCUAAUAGGGAGUUGGGCUAGCCAAUUUAGUUGCAGAGUAGAAAUAGCUCUGAAAUUAAAAGGUAUAGAUUAUCAAUUUAUACAAGAAGAUCUCUCCAACAAGAGUGAUUUAUUACUCAAAUAUAACCCGGUUCAUAAAAAAAUUCCUGUUCUUGCUCACAAUGGUAAACCCAUUGCAGAAUCACUGGUUAUUCUUGAAUACAUCGACGAAACCUGGCCGGAUCAUCCCGUCUUACCUAACCACCCUUACGAUAGAGCCAUAGCUCGUUUUUGGGCUAAAUUCAUCGACGAAAAGCUAGCUCAAACAAUUUACAAGGUUGGAGUGGCUAUUUGUAAGGGAGAAGAAAAAGAAGAACCAAUUCAAGAAUUAUACGAGAGUUUGAAGUUGCUAGAAAACGAGCUAAAAGGAAAAGAAUUCUUUGGAGGUGACAAAAUUGGAUAUUUGGACAUUGUGGCAAUUGUUAUUGCACAUACGUAUCAGUUGAUGUUUCAUGAAAUUCUGCAAAUAGAGUUUACUCCAGGAGAAAAAUUUCCCGUUUUGAACAAAUGGCUCGAAAAGCUUCGUCAAAUCGAUGUGAUCAAAGAAUGUCUACCGCCGAAAGACAAGCAUAUUGCUCAUAUGAAAAUCCGCUUUGAAACUAUAAAAUCUACGCUCAAAUAAAAUAGAAUGUCUUAUUCUCCAGCUUGUAUUACAUAUUGUAAUAUUUGCUUUACUUUGUUGUUUUCGUAAGUUGAGGUGCUAAGUUGGAUAAUUGAUAAAUUUUUGGGUUGUGUGUUUGAA
Messenger RNA from Mercurialis annua (annual mercury), 811 nucleotides. RefSeq names its product probable glutathione S-transferase. Lineage: Eukaryota; Viridiplantae; Streptophyta; Magnoliopsida; Malpighiales; Euphorbiaceae. The transcript has 2 exons. Gene Ontology annotation, biological process: glutathione metabolic process. Gene Ontology annotation, molecular function: glutathione transferase activity. The record is from RefSeq and is a predicted model, not a curated record. The coding region runs from base 14 to 691 and encodes 225 amino acids. Gene Ontology annotation, cellular component: cytoplasm.